AUGAAAUCCUUUAUAGAGUAUUCUGCGAACACAGAUUUUCCAAUUGAAAAUUUACCUUACGGUGUAUUUACUUCGCCCAAAAAUGCUCAAAAACAUAUCGGAGUCGCGAUUGGUGAUUGGAUUCUGGAUUUACAUGUGAUCUCUCAUCUAUUCACAGGACCUCUACUGAAGGGAAAACAACAUGUUUUCAAGGAUGACAAGUUGAACUCGUUUAUGGGAUUAACAAAGGCGCACUGGGUUGAAGCAAGGGCCACUCUUCAGAGCCUUCUGGAUGCGAGCAAUACCAAAUUGAAGAAUGACUCCGAAUUGCGACAAAAAGCGUUCGUUAAGCAAUCCGAGGCCACCAUGCAUUUGCCAGCUGAGAUCGGAGACUACACGGACUUCUACUCCUCCAUCCACCACGCCACAAACGUAGGCAUCAUGUUCAGAAGCAAGGAGAACGCUCUCAUGCCCAACUGGAAACACUUGCCAGUGGGUUACCAUGGACGCAGCAGCUCCAUCGUCAUUGCCGGCACUCCGAUCACAAGACCCUACGGUCAAACAUUGCCUAUCGAAGGAGCCGAUCCUCAUUUCGGUCCAUCUCGUCUCAUGGACUUCGAGUUGGAGAUGGCUUGCUUCGUGGGCGGUCCACCGACAGCACUUGGUGAACGAGUCUCCGCCCGCCACGCUGAAGAACGCCUGUUUGGAUUCGUUCUAAUGAAUGAUUGGAGUGCUCGUGAUAUCCAAAAAUGGGAGUACGUGCCUCUCGGUCCAUUUACUUCCAAGAACCUGGGAACAUCCAUUUCCCCCUGGGUCGUCACUAUAGAGGCGCUGCGUCCGUACAUCGUGGACAACUACCCACAAGACCCCGAGCCUUUCGCGUAUUUGAAACACGACGACAAAUUCAACUUCGAUAUCAAACUCGAGGUGGAUGUUAAGACUGACAAAUCUCCGGUAUCGAACACCAUCUGUCGCUCCAAUUACCGCUUCAUGUACUGGACCGUGAAACAGCAGCUAGCGCAGCAGACGGUCACGGGCUGCAACCUGCGUCCUGGGGACUUGCUUGGAUCGGGCACCAUCAGCGGGGAUACAUCUGAUUCAUAUGGCAGCAUGUUAGAGUUGAGCUGGAAAGGAACCAAACCAAUCCGCUUACAGAAUGGCGAAGAAAGGAAAUUUUUGCAAGAUGGCGACACAGUAAUAAUAAGAGGAUAUUGCAUAAACGAGAUCGGUGUUCGCAUCGGUUUCGGAAAAUGCGAAGGAAAGCUGCUUCCGGCUCUACCUUUUAAAGAAUGA
Molecule: messenger RNA, 1272 nt
Organism: Danaus chrysippus (African queen)
Lineage: Eukaryota; Metazoa; Arthropoda; Insecta; Lepidoptera; Nymphalidae
Source: the annotation of a GenBank genome assembly